AUUCUUUGAAGUUCAAAGGUUUAGCAUGAUUCAUAAAGUUACCAACGAAAGUUCUCGUGACAAGAUUUCCGCUUUACUCGAGUCGCAAAACAUCUCUGGGAUAAUCAUAGACAUAUUGUCCGAGACGCGUCUUCUUUUGGAAAAUUUUUUAGAGGAAUCAAAUUUAGAGAACUCUUUCUUGAAAUCAAAUUCUUAUUUGACAAAGCUCUUCCACGUACCAUAUUUUUUCCACCGUGACGUGAAAACUCGGAUUCGUGCUUUAAACCACGUAAUUUCUGUAAUCGGUGAAAAUUCGGAAUCACAUAAAUUUCCAAUAUUCUUAAUAUUCCUCUACAUAUUAAGAAAUGACGACUCUUCCUCGAUUCAUAUUCAUAUUUUAUAUCGCUCCUUGCCAUCCCUUAUUUCCGCUAAUGACUUUGCCAUUACCUCAAAAAUUUUAAAAAUAUCCAUGAGUCUUAUCGAGGGAGAAAACGGUUUCAGAGAGACAAAGUUAUGCGCCGUUGGCAUAAGGAUGUUGCAUAAGCUUUGCAUUCGAUACAAAGGUUGUUGGAAAUCUUUGAGAUUCGUAUUGGCCGAGUGGGUUAAGAAGAGGAAACUUGUCACAGUCUCGAAAUUUGACAAAAUGUACACUGCGGGUGAAGGAUUUGAGGUCGAACUUGCCGUCCUUGCUACCAUGAGAGAUAUGUGUAGGUCAAAUGGAAAAGAUUACGCCGAGGAAUUACUGCCGUUUAUUUCAUCGUUGUUACAAUCUGUAAUCUUACAUCCAAAGAGCUUAUGCUUAAUAAUAGAAUCAUUGACCGCUUGCGUUGAAGCAGAAGUCGCAAAUGCUAGAGCAGGUGACAUAUUCCCGAGUUUGGUUGUUUGGAGUGUUCUGUUGGUACAUGUGGCUAGUGCAAUCACGCAACGAGAGUAUUUUAACGCCCAGCUAAUCUCUAGAUUAUGUGACUUUUACAAAUCUAUUGCUCAGAGUGAUGAGAGUACGGAUCUUUAUUCCGAAUUCAAGAAGGAAAUAUUAUCAUCAUACAUAUGCCCACUAGUGUUUCCUCGGAGAUUUGAUGCAACCGAAGAAGGGGGCCAAAAUAUUCUUUUUCAAAUACAAAGGGAUCGUCGUAUUCUUAGACUUGGCCUUCAGGCGAUAUCAUAUUUUCCUGCUGUCGACAUUCUAUCAUGUAUUUUUCCGGAAUCACCCGAAGCAUUGUUAUCACAAAUUUUCCACGAGGAUGCGGAGGGAGGUUCUGAUCUUUGUCAAAUCGAAGAGUGGCAAUAUGUAUUUGGCAAAAUUAUUUCUCAUGAAAUCA
Molecule: messenger RNA, 1298 nt
Organism: Acaulospora morrowiae
Lineage: Eukaryota; Fungi; Glomeromycota; Glomeromycetes; Diversisporales; Acaulosporaceae
Source: the annotation of a GenBank genome assembly